Molecule: messenger RNA, 1860 nt
Organism: Exophiala oligosperma
Lineage: Eukaryota; Fungi; Ascomycota; Eurotiomycetes; Chaetothyriales; Herpotrichiellaceae
Exons: 4
Coding region: 1-1860 (619 amino acids)
Biological process (GO): regulation of DNA-templated transcription
Molecular function (GO): zinc ion binding; DNA-binding transcription factor activity, RNA polymerase II-specific
Source: RefSeq, a predicted model, not a curated record
AUGAAUAGCAAAACAGACAUUCCGGCCCCAGCUAGUGACAAUGUGGAUGGACUACGUAAGUCCAGAAAUUCUCCCGCAUGUAACAGCUGCAGAAACUCCAAAGUCAAGGUAAGUGUUGUCCGACUUUCAUCCGCAAAAGCCGCUGCUCUAGAAUCUGGUCUUGUUCUGAUGCUCGGGAACCAGUGCUCGGGAACGAUGCCCUGCGCGUCGUGUGUUUCGUCUGGAGAGCAUUGUGUUUAUAACGGAACAUCGUAUCGCAGAAGAACGACUGCAUUGAGCCGCAAGGUGGACGAGCUCAGUCUCUACAAAUGGGCCUUCGAAGGUCUCUUGAUUUCCCUUCGAAACUCUCGAGAUCAUAACUUCAUUAGAGUCCUUGAACAGAUAUAUGAUGAAUCUUCCAUGCAGGAUCUAACGAUUACGAUCUCCUCCUCCCUUGCAACGACAGAAGUUCCCGAAGCCAUUCAGAGCAUGGUAGCGGACGUCAAAUCGGAGCUCGAGGAUGUCAUACAUAGAAAUGCCAAACAGGAAGGCCGUCGCCCAAAGGGGUCUAUCAGAAAACGCAGAUCUAUCAGAGUCCGGGAAAUCUCUGGUGGACCCUCCAACCAUCCAUCUUCUUUCCCUGGAGGUUUAGAGUCCUGUAGUCCGAUGCAGCGGAUCAAGCACGAAGUUGGAAGUCCUCGGAUUCCAGAAGCAACUGCUCCUGGGAAUUUGGUGCUCGACAUAUCGAGCGAGCAUGAAGCAAGGACUCUACAGCAAGGUCAAAUGAGAGCGGCUUCUGGCUUAGGCCUCGGCGAAGUCAUAAGAUACUUGAAUGAGUUUCAGAAUCCCAGGAUAGACCAGAGCGUCGAUGGAAGGCCAUGUGACCUCAAUGAUGGUCGGGCGGUGGACUCGAGGCUGGGUACUCAAGCAUUGUUUUCUUUUGUUUCAAAGGAAUCUUUUGACAAGGAUCGUGUCACUUUCUCUGCCGAUGACUGCUCGCACCAUGAAGCCCGCAGGAGGUCACACCCCCCGAUGACCGUGGCACCGCCAAGGACGGCGCCAUUCACGCAUGCUCCAGUCGAGGACCAGAGCACAUACCCGUCCCUUUCCAGGGAUGCUGCAGAACCGCAACUGCUUUCCAGUGCCUCGUCAACCUUCAAUGAUUGUCAUGACAUGUCCCCGAGCGUCCACAGCAGACGCCAUCGAUGGACUGAUAUUCCGCCAUCAGUCUCUUGGCCAGCAUCGUCCAUGGCAUUGCCUCGAUUGGAACCCAAUGCCAGGCCAAUGGCGAAAGCCAUCACGGAUUACCUGAAACUUGCUCGCAAUUUGUUGUCUCAAGGGUGUCCGGUGGAUGACAUCUUGGGUCCGGAAAGACCCUAUGUCGAUCUACUCUUUCGACGUCGGCGCCAAUCCGACUCACAUUCUGCUUGUCAUUUUGCUGCGGAACUCUGUACAAUGCUUGAAGAAAUGGAAUGGGCUUCCCGGCUGGCUCUCUCGGUCAUGUUUACAUUCUUGAUCAGGUGGAUGAUUUCACCAUCAGAGGAAAACUACUUGAAAAUCCCACAGCUGUACCGGCCAACAUCUGCUCAAAUCAACAUACCACACAGCGCCGACAUUGAACUGUGUCCAAUUCCGCACCUGCGGGAGGCACUUUGCCACAGGAAUUGGUACUUUUUUCCGGCACUGGUAAGCACCACCACUUGCAAUUGGCCGAAUCCGUCCAUGGAUUCCUGCACCGAGUGGGUCUACGAAGACGACGCCCAUUCCGUUCUCACGGCAGAUUUUAUCAUGCAUGCCAUGCACUUGCAAAAUUGGACGGUUGGUCCGGGGAUAAUUGACAUGUCUCCAGAGAUUCAAGGUACUUUUGGGACAGAGGGUUAA